AUGUCAGAAAUGAAAUCGACAGUGCAGACGCCUUUCCAAAAUCUAAAGUUUAUAGCAAUGAUCAAUAAAAUAAUGGGUUUACUUUCGUGCAAAUUAGUAAAUGGUCGAUUGAAACCAAGCGCUUGGGGCCGUUUUUAUUGUGCAUUAUGGAUAUUAAUUCAUUGUACGUACUCGGCUUUAUAUUACUAUGAUAAGUACAACGUAUUGCUUAAAGAAAAAGCUAUAAAGUAUAUAAUUUUUGAUAUUGUGCGGUUCACUGUCUUUAUCAUUUCAUUAAUUCCUUACAAUUGUGUGGCGGUCUUUCAGGAGCAAGAUUUUAUUAAGUUUUCUGACAAACUGGAAACAUAUGAUGACAAGGCAAGAGCAUUAGGACACGAAAGAAAGGAUAAGCACAAAUUAAUAUGGUUAUAUUUCGUAUUGACAACGAUCGAUCUGAUUAGAAAGACAUAUGACGCCAUUAAUGAAAGCAUAUCGGAAGGAACGAUGGCAAUAGUAAAAAAAGUGUUCGACGAGGUCGUUCCAUUUAUCAUAGGCACUUAUUGCAUCCUUCUAACCGGCACAUUUCUACAUUUGAUAGGCCAACGUUUCCGUCAUCUGAACGAAACGAUAAUACCUCACGUUUCGCAGUUACCGGUCACUGGAUCGCCGGGCGAAAUCACUGUUUACGACGUGCGCUAUUUGCACAAUGUGCUCCUCGAUAGUGCGGCUCAGAUAAAUAGUUUUUACGGAAUAGCCAUCUUUUUCUGCUCCCUAUCUUUUCUGUUAGAAUUCGUCAAAAAUAUAUAUGAAUUGGUAGUAGAUGGCAUACAUGAAGAUGAGAUCAUAACUAUAUUAGACUUAUUAUUUCAAGCCGUUUUCUUGUUUGGAAUGUAUCAGUUUGUGACUUACGAAGUAAAUAUGAAAAGCUUUGCUAUAAAAUAUUUUCUUUAA
Messenger RNA from Cataglyphis hispanica, 930 nucleotides. RefSeq lists its product as uncharacterized. Bases 1 to 930 code for a protein of 309 amino acids. Gene Ontology annotation, biological process: sensory perception of taste. The transcript has 2 exons. Gene Ontology annotation, cellular component: membrane. Lineage: Eukaryota; Metazoa; Arthropoda; Insecta; Hymenoptera; Formicidae. The record is from RefSeq and is a predicted model, not a curated record.